UUGAGGCGUUUCUCCUACACAGCUCACUGGGCGUGAAAACUGAGUUUACCCGACCUUUUCUCGAUUUACCUGAGCGAGGGGAUGCCCUGCCUUCACUCUGAAGCGCUGGAGUCCAUGGAGUCUGGCAGCAUGACACCCGGGGCAUCUUCUGACGCUGGCGCAGGGUCAGUCCGCAGGGAAAUCGUGAGCGACCCGCCGAUGUUGCAAAGCACGGGUUGGUUCUUCUCCCCACUGUGGAGCCCGCGGUGCAGGACGCGUAGCAGGAAGUUUGGAGACGGUACGAGAAACUACCAAGAGGAAGCGUGGUUGGAUGACCACUCCGACUUCACAAAGGCAUACUUUUUACGCAGAGCUUCAGCGGCCAGUUGUCCGCAGACAGAGAUGUCCUCACUAAUGUCAAGGUUUCCAAGGAGCAGCUCUGACCAUUCUGACCUGCUGAUGAAGGCUCCUUAUCGAAGAAAUUCUUCCCCACUGAAAAGCCCAGACCUGAACAUUUCGACUUUAACAGACAGGCUCAAACCCCUUGCUUCAAAUCUCAGUGUCCCUGAAUGGAUGGAUCACUUGAAUCCAGAUGUUAAAGACAGCCUUUCCCCUUGCUCUCCCUGCUUACCUCGCUGUUCUCAUUUCCAGUUUUCUCCCUGCCAGCAACCUUCUUACAUUUGCCCCUGUUCCCCGAACGUGCACCACUCUCCACAGUUUUUGUUACCCACUGCUACAAAUGCCAUAACAUGUGGCCAUGGUGAUGGCUGCCCUUGGAUGACGGGGCUCCUGGGAGAAGGCCUACGCUGGGUGGAUUCUUUAGCAGAGCUCUGCCAGGGGGCUGUCAUCCAUGCUGGAGAGCUGCUGGGAGCUGAGGGUGGUUCCCUCUCUCUCGUACGGAAAGACUGUGGUGGAAGGAGUAAUUUGGAGGAGGUGAUAGCCCUAACAUCACUGGGGCAAUUGAAUGAGGGCAGUCUGUACAGCCAUGCUCAUCUGGAACUGGUGAAGGGUAUCAUGGGAUGCGUUCUGGCUACAGGUUCACCAAUAAAUCUGAGAGAUGCAUCUGAGGAUCCCAGAUUCAACUCAGAUAGUGAUCAAGCAUCAAAGAUCAGGACUGUUCUGAGUGUUCCCAUCAGCAACCACAGGGGAGAGGUGGUAGGUGUACUGGUAAUGAUCAACAAAAAAAAUGAUUGUGAUGGGUCACUUUCUGUUUUUACAAACAUGGAUGAAAAGGUGCUGUCAAAUCACAUGGAUGUGUUGGGAAUGGUCCUGGAUAACGUCCAGCUGUAUGAAAGUGCGAGACAGGAGGCUAAACGCAGUCAGGCUUUGAUAGAGAUGGCACAGGUAUUGUCAAAGGAGCACCAUUCCUUUGAAGUUAUGGUGAGUAAGAUGGCGGCCACCAUCAUGCCCUUCACACGCGCUCAGUACUGCACCAUCUUCAUCCCCAGCGAGCAAACUUCAGACACUAAACAAAAGAUUUCAUUCUCAAGAGUUAUACAUUUGGAGUGUGAGGAGCUCGGCUCAACCUGCCAGAUCUACAGAAGGGAGCAUGACAUCAGGGAUAUAGAUCCAUCGUAUGCCUUUCGAACCCUGACGUCUAUGGAAACACUUAAUAUGUCGAAGAGCUCUGAGGAAUCAAAAAGGAGUCUCAUCUGCUGCCCUGUUAGAAACGAGAGAUCUGAAAAUGUUAUCGCCGUGUGCCAGCUGAUGAACAAGCAAAGCAGAGACUCAGAUGAAAUGGAACCCUUUAACCGAUAUGAUGAGCGCCUCCUGGAAGACCUGGCAGUGUACUGUGGCCUGGCUCUACAGUAUGCUCAGGCUGUCCAGAUCACUGAAGAGAGGAGGGCCAGCAUAGAGGUCACACAGGAGGUCCUUGCCUACCACAUCACUGCAGCAGAGCAGGAAAUCCAGGCAUUGCAGGAGGCCACUAUUCCUUCUGCUGAAUCACUGCAUAUUCUCGACUUCCAUUUCUCUGGUUUCGGCCUGCCAGAAGAUGUGACCACACAAGCCACCAUUCGUAUGUUCCUGGAUCUCAAUUUGGUGCAAGAUUUUAACAUAGAUUACAAGAGUCUUUGCCAGUGGGUCCUGACUGUGAAACGUGGCUACAGGAACAACGUUCCCUAUCACAACUGGCACCAUGCAGUGAGCACUGCUCAAAGCAUGUUUGCAAUGCUCAUGUCCACAGGCCAACUCCAGAACAUUUUUUCCCGUUUGGAGAUCUUAGCAUUGAUGAUAGCCACUCUGAAUCAUGAUGUUGAUCACAGAGGAGUCAAUAAUUCCUUUAUAGAAAGGACACAUCAGCCUUUAGCUCAGUUGUAUGGACACUCCUCUCUUGAGAACCACCACUACAACCUGUGUGUCUUCAUCCUAAAUAACACUGGGAGUCAGAUUCUCAGUGGUCUGUCUGCUGAAGAGCACAAAGCUCUACUACACAUAAUCAAAAGGGCAAUCCUUGCCACUGACCUGACCGUCUACAUGGAAAGACGACGAGAGUUCUUUUCUCUUACUAAAAAAAGCGGAGUGAGCUGGAAGAGUGAGAAACAAAGAGAUUUGCUCAGGUCAAUGCUGAUGACAGCUAGUGACCUCUCUGCUAUCACAAAGCCUUGGCCUGAACAAAAAAGAAUUGCCAGUCUGGUUGCCAUGGAGUUCUUUGCACAGGGGGACAAAGAGAGGGAAGAGUUCAAAAUUAAACCCAUUGACAUAAUGAACAGAGAAAACAGCACUCGACUGCCAUAUAUGCAGGUUGAAUACAUUGAUGAAGUCUGCUAUCCUCUCUACAAGACUGUAUCAAGACUGUUUGACUCCUGCUCUCCACUGCUCAAUGGGUGCAAGAAGAACAGAGAAAAUUGGCUGCAACUUGCUGAUGAACAAGAAAAAGAAAACAAUGAAAAUAGUAUUAUAGCCCUGGCGACACAUGAAGACAUUAAGGGCGAGACACAGACAGAGGACUGAAGAGGAGAUGAAGACACGUGGAAGCAAAAAGGAAGCUUGCUCAUGUGUUGUCUCUUCAUUCUUCUAACUACACACUGACCCGGUGCUCACACAUCAGAACUGUGAUGACUAAAUUAGUUACUGGGUUAUACAGUGGCCCUGAUAGUUAUAAUUAUUCCUGCAGUUAUGUCCCAAAUAACUUAAAGGAUAUUGUGCCACAUAUAUUAUGGUAAAUGAAAUGCAUUUAUAUAGUGAUGUUUCGAAUCUUAUCAGCCUCUGGAAGCACUUUAGCCUACAAGCCACAUUCACACAGGGCUUUUAUUCUAUAUAUAGUGUUUUUGCUAUGACACCAAUAUAUUAGAGGCAGGAUUUGGGAGUACAGUUCAACAUGCAGAACUGAGAAGCUGAGGCUUCAACUGACCUUCUAGUUAGGGGAUGACCUGCUCUGCUUUCACAUUGAUCCCACAUUGAUUUGUCUCCUUGGCAGUGAAGCUGUGAAAGUCAGAGAAAUGAAUUAGAUUUUUUUCCCGCACCGUAUCUGUGUGUAUUUGUAUUGUGCUACACUGGAUUUUGUAAGCCCUGGAUCCAGAUUUGCAACUGUAUAAAUACUAAGAUAUUUAAGAAUAUCCCUUCCACAUACUGUCAAAUUAGUACAGUCAUCAGUAGCACAAUCAAAUUUGUGAAACUUUUAAUCAACUAUUUAUUUUAUUAGACUACUGAAAUCUCCAUAUUUAUUUAAUUUGAUCUGAUUUUGUUUCCAUAAUGGUUCUGUGGAGCAUUUUGCCUCUGUGCUAAUGCUAUUAAUUGUUCACAUUCAAGUCUCAGAGUUCCUAGCUUAUCUGAAAAUGAGCAAAACUGUUCAUAAGAAAUGUUAUUUCCGCUAUUUGAAACAGAACAAUAAAGGGAAAGCUAUUGUUCACCACACAUUUUACAGCAUAUGUUUUUAAAACAUUAUGCAGCGUAAUAUGUUAAAUUAUUGUUACAAACCUCCUGUAUAAUCCAGAUAACUUUUUGACAAUAAACGGAAAAAGUAUG
This is a messenger RNA of Archocentrus centrarchus (flier cichlid), 3945 nucleotides long. RefSeq names its product phosphodiesterase 5A, cGMP-specific, a (gene pde5aa). The coding region runs from base 82 to 2931 and encodes 949 amino acids. The record is from RefSeq and is a predicted model, not a curated record. Gene Ontology annotation, biological process: signal transduction. Lineage: Eukaryota; Metazoa; Chordata; Actinopteri; Cichliformes; Cichlidae. The transcript has 20 exons. Gene Ontology annotation, molecular function: 3',5'-cyclic-nucleotide phosphodiesterase activity; protein binding.